Messenger RNA from Oenanthe melanoleuca, 2920 nucleotides. RefSeq names its product fibroblast growth factor 13 (gene FGF13). The record is from RefSeq and is a predicted model, not a curated record. The transcript has 5 exons. Lineage: Eukaryota; Metazoa; Chordata; Aves; Passeriformes; Muscicapidae. Gene Ontology annotation, cellular component: cytoplasm. Gene Ontology annotation, molecular function: fibroblast growth factor receptor binding; growth factor activity. Bases 872 to 1609 code for a protein of 245 amino acids. Gene Ontology annotation, biological process: positive regulation of protein phosphorylation; positive regulation of gene expression; fibroblast growth factor receptor signaling pathway.
GGGGAGUGCGCGGUGCCUGCAUCGCUGCCGGAGGGACCGUUCUGCUGCUGCUGCUGCUCCUGUUCCUGCUCCUGCUCCUGCUCCUCCUGCCGCAGCCCCGGCUCGGAGCCGCUCGUUCACCUGCUGGAAGAGCCGCGGAGCGAGAGCCGAGCCGGGCAGGGCUGCUCUCACCUGCCAGGGCUGCUCUCACCUGCCAGGGCUGCUCUCACCUGCCAGGGCUGCUCUCACCUGGCAGGGCUGCUCUCACCUGCCAGGGCUGCGCUCACCUGCCAGGGCUGCUCUCACCUGGAGAGCUGCGCUCACCUGCCAGGGCUGCGCUCACCUGGCACAGCCUCCCCCGGCCGCGCACCGCACCGAACCCAGCGCCUCCAGCACCUCCAGCACUGCGGGCUCCUCCUGAGAGAGGAGGGCAGAGGAUCCCCAGCCCUGCAGCCGGCCAGCCCUGCUGGAGUCUAACAGGUGUUCGCUGGGGUUGCCAUGGGGAGGGCACGGGCGGGCAGACAGGUUCCGUGCCGAAGUCGGGGCUAGGAGCGAUGCGAUGGUCCUGCACAGCCCCGAGCAUGUCCCGCCUGUGAUCCGCACAGAAACGCUCCCCUCUGCCUGCAAACCGCCCCCUGCGAGCGGCUGGGAGGAAUAAAACAGCGCCGGGAGCGAACGGGGAAGAUCCAGAGGAGAAAGCCGCCGGCGCUCCGUGCGGAGCGGGGCUCCGUGCCCGUCCCACGCGGGCGCUGCUGGCCGGGCCAGCCUGGCCGGAGUGUCCCCAGCCGCGGGGACAGGGACAGCCCAGCCGUGUCCCCCGCCGCGGGGACGGCCCAGCAGCAUGCUGGCCACCGCUGGCCAGCGGCCCCCCCGCGCCUGAGCCGUGGCGGCCAUGGCCGCAGCCAUCGCCAGCUCCCUGAUCCGCCAGAAGAGACAGGCCAGGGAGCGGGAGAAGUCCAAUGCCUGCAAGUGUGUCAGCAGCCCCAGCAAGAGCAAGGGCAGCUGCGACAAGAACAAGCUCAAUGUCUUCUCCAGGGUCAAACUCUUUGGCUCCAAGAAAAGGAGAAGAAGGCGACCAGAGCCCCAGCUUAAAGGUAUAGUAACAAAGCUGUACAGCAGGCAAGGAUACCACUUGCAGUUGCAAGCAGAUGGAACAAUUGAUGGAACAAAGGAGGAAGACAGUAGCUACACUUUGUUUAACCUCAUACCUGUGGGCCUACGAGUGGUGGCGAUCCAGGGGGUUCAAACCAAGUUGUACCUGGCCAUGAACAGUGAAGGAUACCUGUACACAUCAGAACAUUUUACACCUGAAUGCAAGUUCAAGGAGUCAGUAUUUGAGAACUACUAUGUGACAUACUCCUCCAUGAUCUACAGACAGCAGCAGUCUGGCCGGGGCUGGUAUUUGGGUCUUAACAAAGAAGGAGAAAUAAUGAAAGGAAACCACGUGAAGAAAAACAAACCUGCAGCACACUUUCUUCCAAAACCCUUAAAAGUGGCCAUGUACAAGGAGCCCUCCCUGCACGACCUCACCGAGUUCUCCCGCUCGGGCAGCGGGACCCCGACCAAGAGCCGCAGCGUGUCCGGGGUGCUCAACGGGGGCAAGUCCAUGAGCCAGAACGAGUCCACGUAGCCAGGCCAGCCCCGGCUCUCAGGACAGACCUUACCUCGGGAUGCAGUUCAUUCUCCUCCAGCUCUCACCACCCUCCAGCCAGGACAGGCUCUGGCUCCGUCCCCGUGCCAGCAGAGCUGCUGGUGCCCAGGAGCAGCCAGGCAUGCCGAGUGUGCCUGGGGCCCGCCGGAGCUGGGAGCAGCAGCACUGCAGGCAGCUCCAGGAGGAAAUGCCCAGCUCUUUCUCUCUCUCACUUCUUUCUCUCUUUCUCUCUCUCUCCUAUGCUUGGUGGAAAACAAAACAAAAACGUUUCACAGCGUUCACUGCUGAUAAGAAUUUGCUUUCCAACUCAGAAAAAGACCACUUUUGCUCUUCAAAGGAAAUUUUAAUGCUUGUAUGUUUUAUAGGGGCAAACAAAAAACAAAUAUGUAAACUCUGUUGUUUCCUUGGCUUACCGUUUUAUAUCUAAGGCUUGAUAAAAAAAAUGUUUCCUUUAAUUUGGAAUAGUGCAACUUUUUGAUUUCUGAACUCCAAUGGGUCUUUAAAGCUGUGUCUUUAAAAAAAUAAUUCAAAAUUCAGGGUUGGAACUGAGAGUUGGUGUCUCAGGCUCAAGCAAACAGUGUUCUUGUGGUUUUAAACACAACGAAAUAUAAAUUUUUAUAGAUUUGUAGUUUCUGGUAAAGUUCUUGUGCUAACCCCAGUCUGUAGGAAUUGAGUUGUUUUGUUAUCCCAAGUGGAAGUUAACAGAAAGGGAUAAAAUUAUCCUCCAGUGUAGAUUUCUCUUAAUUCCAUUUUGUGUGUCAUGUUAAACUAUCGUUGUGGCUUCUUUUCUAAAGACAGAAACUGUGGAAUUAAGGUGACUUAAUUUUUUAUAAGAAACGUCUUAUUUGUAAAAGUCCUUUCACUGUAAGGGGCACGUGAGUGUAGUGUAGGAGGAAGUAGGACAGGUUACCCCUAAACAACUUAUACUUAUACAUGCUAUUGGAAACAAUUGUUCAAAAAUGUAGUUAGGUUUCCAUUUAGGCCAUCAUGUCUGUUGCAUGGGAGAAAGUUGGAAUAUUGGCAUAGAGUUGCAUGAUGUGUAAGAUUUUGUGCAUUAAUCAUCGUUGGAUUCUGUGCUCCAAACCUGAAUUAGUUCUGUCCAGGCAGCUUUCUGCCUGGUACAAAAAGAGUUGUUUAUUAUUUGUUGUAUACACAACCAUGCACUGAAUAAACUAUUUAUAUUAAGAUGUACUUUUUAAAAAAGCUUGUUUGAUUAUAUGCUGUACAUCCAUGGUUAAUUUGAAGGGAAAAGGGUUGGCAAUUAAAUGAUGAAGUUAAAAGAUGCUGUAA